GUGAUGUGACGUCACAAGGCUGCGCUGCGCUCCGGUGUCUGUGAUUCGGCAGAAGAAAGCGUGUCCAAACAGACAGAAAAACUCUUGGUGAAGCAGGUGAGAUCCACGUGACACUAUUAUAAAAAUGGCGUUUAUUAAAGAGGAGAGUGAAGAUGUGAAGAUUGAAGAAGCAUUCGGAGUCAAACGAGAAGAAACCGAGGAACAAACAGACCUGAUGGCGCUGAAAGAGGAGAGUGAAGUAUUGGAGGAAAUGCAAGAUAAAGAUCAGUAUAAGAAACAUGAUUUCAUAACUUCCUCACGAAAAAGUACUCCGAAGACUGGAACUAGAAGUCAAUUGACCUGCCGGCACUGUGGAAAGAGUUUCAAACAACAUGGAAACUUUAAGGUCCACAUGAGAGUUCACACUGGUGAGAAGCCUUAUACAUGUCAACAGUGUGGAAAGAGUUUCACUCAAAAAGCAACCCUUAAAAGCCACAUGAGUGUUCACACCAGAGAGAAGCCUUACACAUGCCAACAGUGUGGAAACAGUUUCACGCAGCAAGGAAGCUUUAACAGGCACAUGAUACUUCACACUGGAGAGAAGCCUUAUACCUGCAAACUGUGUGGAAAGAGCUUCACUCAAAAAGGACACUUUAAAGUCCACAUGACAAAUCACACUGAAGGAAGCUCUUUCAUUUGCCAUCCAUGUGGAAAAAGUUUUAACCGAAAAGAAGACCUUGAAGUCCACAUGACAAUUCACACUGAAGGAAGCUCUUUUACCUGCCAACAGUGUGGAAAAAGUUUUAACAGAAAAAAAAACCUUAAUUCGCACAUGAAAAUUCACACUGGAGAAAAGCCUUACACAUGCCCUCAAUGUGGAAUAAGCUUUAACCAAAUAGGAAACCUUAACAGGCACAUGAGAACUCACACUGGAGAAAACCGUUUUACCUGCAAACUGUGUGGAAAAUGUUUCAUUCGAAAAGGAAACCUUAAUCACCACAUGAGAAUUCAUACCGGAGAAAAGCCUUACACAUGCCCUCAAUGUGGAAAGAGUUUUACACAUAAACAGACUUUUAAUGUCCACAUUAGAGUUCACACUGGAGAGAAGCCUUACACCUGCAAACUGUGUGGAAAGAGCUUCACUCAAAAAGGACACCUUAAAGUCCACAUGACAAAUCGCACUGAAGUAAGCUCUUUCACCUGCCAACAGUGUGGAAAAAGUUUUAACAGAAAAAGCAACCUUAAUUCCCACAUGAAAAUUCACACUGGAGGAAAGUCUCUCACAUACCUUCAGCUUGAGAAGAGUUUCACAUAUCGAGACCUGAAACGUAAUUGGCAAGCUCAUUCUGGAAAGAAAUUGCAGAGUUCUGAAUGUGGUAAAAGAUUCAGAAAAAGGAGCAAUUUUAAAAAUCACUCUGGAGUAAUGAGAUUUCAUUGUGAUCAGUGUAAUAAAAAAUUUAUUUUGCCAUCGCAUUUACAGAUACACCUGAAAAGUCAUGCAGAUGUGAGACCCUAUUCUUGUUCUGUGUGUGGAAAGAGUUUCAAAUGGCUCAGCAAUUUAAAAUGGCACCAGAAAAUACGUAUCUGUGUAAAAUGAAGGCUGCGUUCACACCGCAACUGAAUGUGGAUCAAAUCUGAACGUUCCUUAGUCACAACAGUUUGGGGAUAUAAAUUACUAUUAAAGUGUGAGAAUUAACUUGUGUUUAUCAACAGAAGCACGCAGUUCCAACAAACUAUUUGCACAACCACAGAUGGUUUGACACAGUCUCCCAGUGCAACUGGAAUUAAAUGGAGUUAAUGACAGCUUAUGGUUCUGUUGUAUUUGGUGCUCUUAGCUUUCAGAGCAAAAGAGGUUACUGCUAUACAUGUUGCAGUUUUUCAGUUCAGUAUUCUUAAAGUCUGUAAAACAAUAUUAAAUUUGUGUUCUGAGUUUAUCAUACAACAGAAAAAUGUAUUAACCACCCAACCAAAUUUAAAUGAUAAAAAACCCCGCCAACUAAAUAAAAUAAGGUAUCAAAAUCUUGAAUAAAUAAGCAGUAUUCUCUGCUCUCAAAUGCUGGGGGCGUGUCUGCUAAAAUCGGGCAGUAGUAACUAAUGGUAAUGACAGUCGACUAAAGCUGCGGUCACUACACUUUGAGCAUGCGAAAUUCGUUCGGUCGCUGCAACGAUUGUAGUAUGACGUCAUGCUCUGCAGCAUCUUUUAAAAAACGUAUAUUCAACACAUAAACAAUAAUAAUACACCUAAAAUAUUAAAACCUACAAUCUACUCCACUUUCCUGCAGUGCUGCCGUUUUAGAUUUAUAUUCUCUUAAUUCAGAUAAGAGGUCAUGCUGUGACGUAUCGAUCUGCCGUUGGUCACACGGUGUCACGUGAUGCGAAUUCGCAGGCCAGAGUUCACCAAGUUUGAACUUUGGACCGCAGCGAAAUGCGAAAACUUUUUGCACGGGUUUGCGUUUCCAGUCUGACGCAUUCGCAUGCGUAUGAAUGGAAGUCAGUGGAACAAAAAGUGUAGUGUGACCGCAGCUUAACUCGCGUUUGAGCGGACGAACCACAGAGGCUAAUGCACUCUAGUUUUUAGGUGUUAUCAACUUGUAGCAGCGCUGUAUGACAUAAAAGUACCUCGAGAGCAAUUCGAAAGCAUAAGAAACCGUCUGCUCUCUAUAGCUCUCAUGGUGCUUUGAUGUCAUACACUGAUCGA
This is a messenger RNA of Sinocyclocheilus anshuiensis, 2677 nucleotides long. Its product is annotated as gastrula zinc finger protein XlCGF57.1-like. Gene Ontology annotation, cellular component: nucleus. The record is from RefSeq and is a predicted model, not a curated record. Gene Ontology annotation, biological process: regulation of transcription by RNA polymerase II. Lineage: Eukaryota; Metazoa; Chordata; Actinopteri; Cypriniformes; Cyprinidae. The transcript is spliced from 3 exons. Gene Ontology annotation, molecular function: RNA polymerase II transcription regulatory region sequence-specific DNA binding; DNA-binding transcription factor activity, RNA polymerase II-specific. The coding region runs from base 125 to 1576 and encodes 483 amino acids.